CAACCGUUGAUAUGUAACCUGUAACGCUCGAGUAACACCUCCAGGAAGCUGGUACGAGAAGCCCCAUAUUUGUCAUAAAAUGGGACGGUUUGGCCUCCUCCGCUACAUCUCUUCCCUUCCCUCACCCAGGACAUGCUGCCUCCACCAAAGGGUCUUCACAGGUUCCCACCCCUGUUACCAGAACACCGUCCUGGGUCACAGCUGCCAGUACAGUAGGGGUGUGAGCACAGCCCUCAGCCAGCACAUACAUGACCUGAGCGGCCCUGAGCAGAGACUUUUGACAAAACUGUACGAUGGGCUGAUCGGAGGACAGCGGGCGUCUCUGGCUGAGUCCAUCACUCUAGUGGAGACGCAGCAUCCCAGGAAGAAAGAGCUGGCCCAGGUGCUGCUGCAGAGGGUGCUGGCUUACAGGAUUGAGCAGGAGAGUCGCAAUGGAGGGAAGCCAGUGGCCUUCAGAGUAGGUCUGUCUGGUCCUCCUGGAGCAGGGAAGUCGUCCUUCAUCGAGGUGGUGGGGAAGAUGUUGACAGGACGUGGACAUAAAGUGUCAGUGCUGGCAGUUGAUCCGUCGUCUUGCACUACAGGAGGGUCUCUGUUGGGUGAUAAGACUCGUAUGACUGAACUCUCCAGGGACAUGAAUGCUUUCAUCAGACCGUCACCGACUUCUGGGACACUUGGUGGAGUCACCAGAACAACCAAUGAGGCCAUCGUUCUCUGUGAGGGGGCAGGAUAUGACAUCGUCCUAGUAGAGACUGUAGGUGUGGGCCAGUCAGAGUUUGCAGUAGCUGACAUGGUUGACAUGUUUGUACUGCUGAUUCCACCAGCAGGGGGCGAUGAACUCCAGGGUAUCAAGAGAGGCAUCAUUGAGAGGGCAGACUUGGUGGUGGUGACAAAGUCAGAUGGAGACCUGGUGGUGCCAGCCAGGAGGAUCCAGACUGAAUACACCAGCGCACUCAAACUGCUUAGGAGACAAUCCAAGUCCUGGAACCCCAAGGUGAUCCGUGCCUCCUCUCACAACAGUGAGGGCAUCCCAGAGGUCUGGGCCAAGAUGGAGUCAUACCGGGACGCCAUGUUAGCCAGCGGUGAACUGCAGGGCCGACGGAGGGCCCAGCAAAAAGUUUGGAUGUGGAGUCUGAUCCAGGAGACCGUCCUCUGUCAUUUCCAAAAUCACCCCAGUGUCAGAGAGGCUCUACCCCAACUUGAGGAGAAGGUCACCAACGGGGCUAUCUCUCCAGGCCUGGCUGCUGACCUGCUUCUGAAAGGCUUCUCGUCAUCAUCUUCAUAGUGAACGCUGGGACUGGAUGGAUGUUUUACGGUUCAUUAGGGCCACUUGGUGCCAAAAAACACUAGGACAGAGUGAGAAUAUGCGACCUUGACUCUGUGGUUUGCACAAAAAGAAGCAGCCUUGCUGUUUUUACACUUAAUUUGAAAUUUAAAAUAAGUGAGGCAGAAGUCACCCCUUCCACAGAGACUCAGUUUCAUCUUGCUUUAAUCCAAAUCAGGAGAGGCCUGACUGAGCAGACAGUUUUCAUGUCUCACCUUCGGCUUCAAGACAUAUUCACAUAUGGACAGUGGAGGGAAACGAUGUAAAAGAGUUCUGCCAUCAUCCGUUUUUUCUGAUGUUUUCUAAUGUAAAGAAGAUACUGAGACUGUCUUCUUGGACUAGAACACUAAAGCCCUCAUGAACAGUUUUAAUGAAAUCAGUACGAAACAUACGGACGAUUGUAAAGGCCAUGUUAUUACACUUGGAAAACAGCCUGCACAAUACUGACCACUUUUACAAAGUGUGUCUUUAGAAGAAGCUGUCACUUGUUUUUCCGGCCAGAAAUACUGACAUGACCAAUACUGUAGUGAGAGUAUGAUACGUGGUAAACAAUUCACUGCCACUGGCACUCUUGCCCAUAGAUUGAUUUACAAUUUAUAACCGCAAAGGAAAAGUUUUGAAGAACGGAUAAGGUUUAGAGCAGCGGGAUUGUACAGUCAGUUCUCUUGAUGAACUGCUGUGGACUUCGCUCCAAUAACAAACACAAAUUCUCUUGGACAACUGCACUUUCAAGAUGCUGAUUAUGCUGUGAAUCUUAAAUGGAUAAGUG
Molecule: messenger RNA, 2090 nt
Organism: Seriola dumerili (greater amberjack)
Lineage: Eukaryota; Metazoa; Chordata; Actinopteri; Carangiformes; Carangidae
Gene: mmaa
Product: methylmalonic aciduria (cobalamin deficiency) cblA type
Exons: 7
Coding region: 80-1282 (400 amino acids)
Cellular component (GO): cytoplasm
Molecular function (GO): GTPase activity; GTP binding
Source: RefSeq, a predicted model, not a curated record